AACCCUCAAAGAUCAGGUGAAAAAUUUAAGUGAAAAGGAGCCGAAAGGAAAGCGAGGGAACUACCGAAUCCCUAGAGAGAAGAGAGUGAUUGAAUGAGAAUGAAGCGCAAGGAAGAUGAAAUUCCAGUUGAUCAAAUUCACGAGGACAUCUCAGAUUUUUCUUUGUCUUCUCCUCCUGCAAAAAUCAGGAUACUGGAUGGUCACUUCCCUCCAAUUACCCAAGGAGAGCGGGAAGCUGGAGAUCCUCUCGUAUAUCAGAAAGGACCGGUGUUGCCACGGGAAGAACUCCUUUCUAGUAGUGUGGUGCAACCAAAUGCAUCGGCGGCAGAUGCAUUGCCUUCAUGUUAUAAUACGGAGGAGACGGCUCUUGUUCUCUAUAAUCCUGCGAGCACUCCAUUAUUUAAAAAUCCAAGUUCGCCACCUUUUUCUGUUGUACUGAGGUCCGACUUGAUUCCAGGUUUAAAAGAUCAUAUCUUUGGGCUUGGCAGUCAGAAUUCCAUGAAUUUAAUGAAGGACAAAAAAACUGAAGAAAUGAACGACAGCAUGGCUAUCAUUCCAUGGGUUGCAUCCGAAGCUGCUGGAGUAGAGCAACUUACGACCAGUCCAUCAGAGAUGAAGGAAGCAGAAGCAACAGAAGUUGAAAUGAUGGAAAUUGAGGACAUGAGUAGGGAUGGUUGCAAUGAGCAGUCAGAGGAUUUUAAUGGAAUGGUGGGAGGUGGCGGCGGCGAAGGUUUACAAUACUGUCAGCAACAGCUGCAGCGUAGGACUCCACAGUUUUUCGGAAGUACAUUUAGUUCUGUCACAUGGUCUCGUAACAAUUCGGUACAGCUCACUUUCUUAAUGGUAAAAAAUGUCAUCUGUUAGCCCAAAUUUUAGGAGAAGUAUUAGCGGACUGACUUGUCGUCAUCCUGAUCCAAUUAGCAACUUAGCUGUGUGACGACAACUUGUGUGUUUUCUGUAGAUUUACCCGUAUCUUUUGUGACUCCUCUCAUUUAUUUUUUUAAAAAAUUUUUUGGGUAGACAUGGUUCUUCUGUUUUCAAAGUUGAUUUCUUGCAGCCCUCAUUCAGUUGGAAUCCUUUUUGUUUGUUUAGAAAUGGCUUGUAAUCUCAGCAUUAAAGCUGAGCACUUUUAGAUCCUGCAUUUGCUAUUUCAACAUCAAGCUCUGAUUUAUUC
Messenger RNA from Malania oleifera, 1174 nucleotides. RefSeq lists its product as uncharacterized. The record is from RefSeq and is a predicted model, not a curated record. NCBI's taxonomy places the organism in Eukaryota, Viridiplantae, Streptophyta, Magnoliopsida, Santalales, Ximeniaceae. Bases 94 to 864 code for a protein of 256 amino acids. The transcript is spliced from 3 exons.